This is a messenger RNA of Melospiza melodia melodia, 3517 nucleotides long. RefSeq names its product prodynorphin (gene PDYN). The coding region runs from base 2202 to 2927 and encodes 241 amino acids. The transcript has 3 exons. NCBI's taxonomy places the organism in Eukaryota, Metazoa, Chordata, Aves, Passeriformes, Passerellidae. The record is from RefSeq and is a predicted model, not a curated record. Gene Ontology annotation, molecular function: opioid receptor binding. Gene Ontology annotation, cellular component: plasma membrane; axon terminus; dendrite. Gene Ontology annotation, biological process: neuropeptide signaling pathway; sensory perception; chemical synaptic transmission.
CAGCCUGACGCCCGUGGAGGGACAGCCACCGGCCACGAGCCGUCCUGACUUGGCGAAGCGGGUGCUCGGCGGGACGGGGAGCAGCGGCAGGUAGGGCUGCCGGGGGUGGCAUCCCCCUUCCCUUGCCAGGGCACCAUCAGGGCAUCGCUCUUGCUCCCCAAAAAGCAACAGUUUAAGAACAGCACUGCUGAGAGUGGCUUGUGGUUGGAGUUGUGUUAUAUUUUGGGGAGCUUCCACAUGGCUGUAGGUCCCUCCUGUCCCUUGAGUGGUUUCAGAGCCCGUGAGCAGCAGUCCAGAGCUCUGCUGGGGUUCAUUUCUGUGCUGAUGCUGUGCCUGCCAUCCUGGCAGCAGAAUCACCCAGGGCUUGGAGGGGCAAAGGGAGUGGGCAGAGAGGAUGGGGGGUUCUCUCUCCCCCUUCUUGGUUCAAGCAGCAGUGUGGCUGCAGUGCUUGAGUGAUUCUAUUCCAAAAGUUACCAGCUUUUUUGAGAAGCCUUGUCCUGAUGGUGUUUCCAGGAAAUUUUUGGAGGUGAGGAAAGGAGAUGUUGGAAGGUUGAUUGUUCUUCUCCACCAGAUCUAUGUGCAGGACCCAAACCUGUGAAACUGGACCUGUGUGGGAGGAGGGAUCUGCUCAGUGUGGGAGAGCUGUUCACAUCCUUUGUUAGGUAUAAUCACAGGUUAGUCAGGAUGGGGCCAGUCUCUGCUGUCCAGCACACACAGUCCUGAUUCCUCAUCCCUCCUUGGGUCACCAGCUCUGUAACUGGCCCCUGGGGUGCAUGGAUGAUGCUUGGGGGUUUUCCAAAGCAAAGCCUGGUAUUUGAAGUGGAAAUGGGACAGGGGAGGAAGGGACAUCAGCAGGCGCCUGGUACAGGUAGGAUGUGCCGAGAGUGGCCACAGAGGCUGGGACUCAAUGCUGGCAUUGUCAGACCCUGCCAUGGUCCUUGCAAGGUGUUCCUGCAGGAAGAAAGGCUCCGGAGCCUUGGGCUCCUGCAGGUAACGCAGGAUUGAGCUCGAACUCUGCUUUUCUUCUUCCUCCCUUUGUGUUCUUUUCGCUUUUUCUUCUCCGCUGCUUCUUUCCUCUUUUGUCCAAAGCCCUUUGUUUUCUUCCCCUUUUCCUGCUCCCGUUUUGCCAGUCCUCCUCACCCCAGCUCCGGGAGCAGACAGAGCACUGCUGGGACAUUUGUGGCACCACCUGGACACGGUACAUUUGCAGUGGGGUGUCCCAGGGUGUCCUUGGCCACGCCGUGCUCAGGGAACUGCAGCUCCCCUGAGUGCCAUGAAAUCCCCGGUCGGCAGCAGGGUGACAGGGAUGGGACACACCGUGUCUGGAAUGCCAGAGGUCUGAACUGUGCGGUGUCAGACAAACCAGCAUGGGAACGUGCCCGGUGCCGUCCCUGUGUGCUGCUCUGGCGGCACCCACGGGAGCACCGGCAGCGGAGGAGCAAGGGAGGGAGCGGGUGGGGAAAGGGAAAGAAAAGGUUCCCGGCGGGGCUCGGCGAAGCAGUUAUCAGCUCUUUGUCGGAGCUUCAUUCCCCCUGGAGCUGCAGCUGGCACCUACCUGUGCGGCGGGCACGUCCUCGCUCCUCUCUGCGGUCUCGGUGGCCCUGAUGCCAUAAGGGACUGUCCCCGUGUCAGAGUCCAGGCUGGCUGAGGUCCCACCGUGCCCCUGCCGUCCUGGGCAGCUGCCAUCCCGUGCCCUGCCACACUGCCAGGGCACUGCGAGGAUUCACGGAGCUGCUGGCUGUGCAGCCAAGGAAUGCAGACAGCUCGACACACGAUGGUGCAGAUAAUUUAAAUUAAAUUUUAAUCCAGCAUGAAUUAAUACUGUGGCAUUAACAAUUCUUCAUCAGUACCAAUUACAGUACAUUAGCUGCUACUGCUGGAGAGCACAAUAGUCUCUAAUAUGCGUCAUUAAUGUGUAACAGAUCCCUCUGGGUCAUGCCUUACCCACCCUAGAUAAAAGCAGCAAUGGAGGCGGGCAGGGGUUUGCAGCCAGCGCACCCCUUUGGGGCUGGCUCUUACUCCAGGGCUAUCAUGGUCCCAGUGGCACCGUGAUCCUGUGGCACUGCUGCUGGGGUUGGCAGGGGCCCCUCCAGCCUCAGCCAGGGUCAGGUUUAGCACUGCCACCUGCAGAGCCCCUCUCCCAGCUGAGCACAGUGUCCUCGUCCAUCCACAGAGGCCAGAGGCUCUCAAACAUCUGGAGGAUGGCAAUGGUGGUCUGCAGGCAGCGUCUGCAGGGCGAGAUGGCACGGCGGGCACUGGCGCUGGCACUCUGCCUGUCCCUGUCUGCGGUGGCAUCUGCCGACUGUGUCACCCAGUGCUCCCUCUGCGCAGCCCAGAGCCGCGGUGCCGAGAGCAGCGUCCAGCCCCUGAUGUGCCUGUGGGAAUGCCAGGGCUCCUUGUCACCCGGCCCCGAGUGGGAGAUGUGCAGGAAGGCGCUGGCGCUCCUGGCCCCGCUGGUGGCCCUGGCCGAGGGGACAGAGCCAUCCCCACAGGAGGCAGAGGAGGAUGAGGCAGAGCCAGAGCAGGCUCUGGGCGCUGCAGAGCUGCCACCAGCGCCGGCCAAGCGCUACGGGGGCUUCAUGAAGAUGAUGUCCAAGGCGAAGCUGCUGUCCCUGCUCCGCGAGAACGCUCACAGCAAGGGCGGCCUCAGCAAGAAGUCCGGGGGCUUCGGCCACAAGCCGGGCGAGCGAGCGGCCCCCGAGGACUACCCGGGGCCGGCAGGGGACGGGGAUGGGGACGAGGAGCCCACGGGGGCCGAGGGGCCGGAGCUGCACAAGCGCUACGGGGGCUUCCUGCGCCGCAUCCGGCCCAAGCUCAAGUGGGACAAUCAGAAGCGCUACGGGGGCUUCCUGCGGCGGCAGUUCAAGGUGACCACGCGCUCGGACGAGGACCCCAGCGCCUACUCAGGGGAGGUCUCAGACCUAUAGAGCCAGGCAUGGCUCCCCGCACUGCCACUGCCACCCCGACCGUGCCAUCGCCCCCAGCCCUGUCCCCUGCCCGGCCCGGUGUCACCCUUGCCUCAUUCGCUCAGGGGACCGUGAGUUCCGUCCCAUUGUCCCUCUCUGGUUCACCUGCCCAUCCUGUGUGCAGGAGGGGACAGUGCCACUCCGGCUGCUGGUGGAGUGGCUGUGGCCCAGCCCAGGGUUCCCGGGGGUAUUGCUGGGGACACAGAUCCUCCAUCCUCCCGUGGCUGCCGGAGCACAGCAGGGUCUGCAAACCACCAGAGCUGAGCUACAGGGCAGGGGGCUCCGAGCACUGGGAAGGAUGAACCAGGGCAGGACCGGGGAGGCCACGGGCAGAGGUGGCUGGUGAAACCACAGCACCAUCACCAGGUGUUCAAGCAGUGCUGAGCCCAGCCCUCACUCCCCACCCCGAGCUUCUCACAGUGUCCCACCGAUCCCAGCACCCUCCUGGUGCCCCUGGGCUCCCCCUCCAAGAGCGACUCCAGAGGCAGGGUCAGCCCCAAGCCCCAACACCCAACUCCCCCCGCAGUCAAUAAAAGGCAGAUGCCAACGAA